This is a messenger RNA of Cylas formicarius (sweet potato weevil), 916 nucleotides long. Its product is annotated as phenoloxidase-activating factor 3-like. Bases 131 to 916 code for a protein of 261 amino acids. The transcript has 5 exons. Gene Ontology annotation, molecular function: serine-type endopeptidase activity. Lineage: Eukaryota; Metazoa; Arthropoda; Insecta; Coleoptera; Brentidae. Gene Ontology annotation, biological process: proteolysis. The record is from RefSeq and is a predicted model, not a curated record.
GUUUGUUCCGAGAAAUGAGCAUUCGGAUAUCACUUAUUACAUUCGCAGUUAUUUUACAAAUUCUAUCGGUCUGGACUCUCAUCCGAAUUGGAUCUAUUUGCCAAAAAAACAUUGCGGAUCCGGCAGACCGAUGCAUAAAAUAGUUGGAGGAAGGGAGGCAGCCCUAGGUCAGUUCCCUUGGAUGGUAAGGUUGGGAUACCAGAACAAUCCGUUCAAGAGCGAACUGAAAUUUUUGUGCGGCGGCUCACUGAUAAGCAGAUACUAUGUGUUGACAGCCGCCCAUUGCGUAGAUAAAUGGUACACUUUUAUUUUGGCGGUGGCGAGGCUAGGAGAACACUUGGUAUACCGCGACCCAGAUUGCGAAGGCAAGGUGUGCGCUCCGAGGGUGCAGGACAUACCGUUCUCGAGGUUCCAGAAAUACGAAAUGUAUAAUUACGACGGGAAUUCCGAGGGUGACAUAACUCUUUUGCAACUCAGAACUCCGGCUCGCUUAAAUGAUUUCGUAAAACCAAUUUGUUUGCCGCGCGGCGACAUCAUGGAAAAUCAGCAGAAUUACUUAGGAGCAGGAUCGGACGUAAUAGUAGCUGGAUGGGGAGCGACGGACUCUUCCAACCGGCAACAAGCUAGGAAAUUGCAGUUUACGAACAUACCGGUUGUAGAUUUGGACGAGUGUAGGGCAGUGUAUACGAGAGAAGUGGACGAGUCUCAAAUUUGUGCAGGAGGUACGGAUGGGCGUGAUUCGUGUUCCGGUGACUCCGGUGGACCCAUAGUUCAACUCAUCUCGCUAAAUGGAACUCUGCAGUACUUCGUUUUGGGCGUGGUGUCUUAUGGGAAAUCGCUGUGCGGCUCUACGGUCGCUGUCUACACGAACGUAGCAUUUUUCAUGGAAUGGAUUUUAGAUAACAUCUACAAGUGA